Molecule: messenger RNA, 1377 nt
Organism: Osmerus eperlanus (European smelt)
Lineage: Eukaryota; Metazoa; Chordata; Actinopteri; Osmeriformes; Osmeridae
Exons: 6
Coding region: 148-1095 (315 amino acids)
Source: RefSeq, a predicted model, not a curated record
CCAUGUUUAUUGUUGUUCUACUGAUAACUUGGAAAGCUGUAUAAAUGUACCUUGUUGAGAUUCAAAGUUUACAUCCACAUUUCACAUUCAGCUGUUUGCGUCUGCAUCUUAAAUUUUCUCUGUCAGAAGAUUGGUGUCCUCUCCAGAAUGUUGAAACAAACAGCAGUCUUAUUUUUGUUGGCUCUUCCUUGGAUGUCAUUUGGUGCCCUAGCUCCAAAGAAUCUUGCCUUACGUGGAAAAGCCACCCAGUCAAACCUCAUAGAUAAUCCAUACUCUGGCUACAGUGAUGCAAACAAUGCCAUUGAUGGGAAUCGCAAUGCACAUUUUUAUGAGGGGUCUUGCACUGCUACUGACACUCAGACCAAUCCCUGGUGGAGAGUUGAUCUGCUGGACACAUUCAUAAUCACCUCUGUCACCAUCACUAAUAGAGGGGAUGCUUAUCCUGAAAGGAUCAAUGGUGCUGAGGUCCAUAUUGGCAAAUUCAUACUGAACGAUGCUUUUAACACUUUGGCUGGGGUCAUUCCCUCUAUAUCAGCUGGAAGAUCUCUCACACUGAAAUGGACCAAAGGUGUGGAGGGACGUUAUGUGACUGUGCGUCUUCCUGGAAGUGGAAGACUUCUUACACUCUGUGAAGUAGAGGUUUAUGGGUAUCCUCCUCCAACUGAAAAUGUAGCCAUAGCAGGAAAGGCUACACAGUCCUCUUCUCAUGGCAGUGGGUUUGCCAACAACGCCAUUGAUGGCAACAGGAAUGGUGUGUAUGGAGACGGGUCUUGCACUCACACUAAAGCUACAAUCAAUCCCUGGUGGAGGGUAGACCUCCUGAAGACCUACAGAGUGUUCUCCGUCACCGUCACAAAUACAGUUGACAGUGUCCCGGAAAGACUUAAUGGAGCUGAGAUCCGCAUUGGAAAUUCCCUUGACGGCAAUGGAAUCAAUAAUCCCAGAUGUGCAGUGAUCUCUUCUAUCCCAGCUGGAUUUUCUGAGACAUUCCAGUGUAAUGGGAUGGAGGGCCGUUUUGUCGUUAUUGUCAUUCCAGGAAGAGUGGAGUACCUUACUCUGUGUGAGGUAGAGGUGAAAGGUUCCCCUCUCGACUAACAAAUUAAUUAAAAUCUGCUGAAGGACUGUGUUGAGACAGUAUAGACAGAGGAUUCGGAUGAGAGCUUAAACUCAAACAAGAAAAGUAAAAGUAAACAUCACUGAAUGCUGUUGUAAACUAUGAUCUGAAAAGAAGAAGCAAAAACCAAUCCCAACCCAGUAGCGUUCAUUUUUCAGCCAUAUUCAUGGUAAAAAUCCUUUUUCUUUUUCUUUAAAUUCACAGUGUCCAUAUGAUUAUGUAAAGGAAUUGUUUGCUAAAUAAAUCUAACUUGUUGCAUUGUU